AUGUCUGCUCAGAAUAUUUCAUACGUCCUCGUCACGGGUGCAACAGGGUUCAUCGGCGCCCAUGUCGUCGAUAACUUGCUGGCUCGCGGAUUCUCGGUGCGAGGAUCAACAAGAUCCAGGGCCAAGGGUGAUCAGAUGAAAGCAGCCCGUCCCGAAUAUGCCUCCAAGCUCGAUUUCGUCGUGGUGGAAGACUUCACCAAGGUCGGAGUCUUCGAUUCAGCGAUGGAUGGCAUCGACGCAGUCAUUCAUGUAGCCAGCCCAUUCUUCUACGACACCAAAAACAACGAACAAGACCUGGUCCUGCCAGCAAUCAACGGCGUGAAAUCCAUCCUCUCGGCCUCAUCCAAACCAGGAACCAGCAUCAAGCGCAUCGUCCUAACCUCCUCCUUCGCCGCCGUAAUCGACGUAACCACCACCCCACCCCCAGACUUCACCUACACAGCCGCCGACUGGAACCCACUGACAUACGCAACCUCCAUCUCCCCAGACUCAAGCUCCGUCAUCGCAUACCGUGGCUCCAAAAAGUUCGCCGAAAAGACAGCCUGGGAAUUCAUGCAAAACCACAACCCCCCGUUCGACCUAGUAACCCUCUGCCCGCCAAUGGUCUUCGGUCCAGUCGUUCAUCCCGUCCCAACAGCGGCCGACCUCAAUGAGUCCAACGCUGUGCUGUGGAGCGUAGCCGCUGGCAUCGAUCCCCUGCCCGGUGUGCGAGUGCCAGCGUGGAUUGAUGCGCGCGAUCUUGCCGAGGCGCAUGUUCGUGCGUUGCUUACUCCCGAGGCAGGUGGGAGAAGGUUCCUUCCUGCUUCGCCGGAGCCGUUUUCUUAUGAGCUUGCGGCGGAUAUUAUUCGCGGUGAGUUUGAGUGGGGGGUGGAGAGUGUGACGGGUAAUUACAGGAUGGGUGAGAAGCCGGUUGCCUCGUAUGGGGUUGAUGGGGAGACUGUUAGUCGGGAGCUGGGGGUUCAGUAUCGGCCGUUCAAGGAGACCGUUGUUGAUUUGGUGGGGCAGAUUCAUGGGCUUGCUUAG
Penicillium nucicola is the source of this 1023-nucleotide messenger RNA. RefSeq names its product SDR family oxidoreductase. The transcript has 3 exons. The record is from RefSeq and is a predicted model, not a curated record. Bases 1 to 1023 code for a protein of 340 amino acids. Gene Ontology annotation, molecular function: oxidoreductase activity, acting on the CH-OH group of donors, NAD or NADP as acceptor. NCBI's taxonomy places the organism in Eukaryota, Fungi, Ascomycota, Eurotiomycetes, Eurotiales, Aspergillaceae.